Stylophora pistillata is the source of this 1062-nucleotide messenger RNA. RefSeq lists its product as uncharacterized. Lineage: Eukaryota; Metazoa; Cnidaria; Anthozoa; Scleractinia; Pocilloporidae. The record is from RefSeq and is a predicted model, not a curated record.
CUUUACUAUCAUCAACAUUUCAGUUAAACCUUGGUUUGAAAGUAAAGAUAGUAAAUCAGUUAAGAUGAAGUUGGGAGGAGACUUAACUUUGGUGUGCGGCGCCAGAGGAUACUCUCUGAAGGUGGAGUGGAAGUUCAAGAAUGAGACAGACGGAUCAGUUAAGCCUUGCAUAAACUCUUCAAAGGAUGAGCGUUACAAUGUCAGCCAGAAGGGACCCUAUGAUCCAUAUUCCUUGACCAUUGAAAGCGUGAGCGAAGCUGACCUUGGAGUUUAUUAUUGCUGUCUACCAUCAGGCUGCUCUGAGGACAUUGAUAAGGAUCGGUGCCAAAGCUUUGACAUCGAUGAAAUAGAUGUUCCAACUGCCGGAACAGUGUCUGUGGUUGCUCAUAAUGUGUUCGUCAUCUUGGCUUUGUUUGUGGUGUCGCUUUCCUGCUCGUAGAGUUAAAGUUAGUCUGUCUAGAAGCAACCAGGUAACGCAAAAGGAAACGAAGAAAAAUAUAGAAGUUAAUUUGAAAGCACUUUUUCUUCUUCUACCCUCUUGUUGUGGCUCCGUUGCAUACUUUCUAUGCCAUGGAUAUAAGAGAAUAUGAUUUGAAACCUUUUUUAGAAAACCUUAGCAUGUUUACUUAGUUUCGUUUGUUUGGUGAUGUACUCCUCGACAAAGUUUUAGUGUAGUUCAGUUUUUGACUUCAUUACCAGCUAAGUGUAAAUCAAAACAAAUCAGUCAUUCGAGGGUAGGAAAAAGUCAAGCAAAUAGCAGCUGUUGAGUUUGACUUAAUAAUAGCGCCUUUUUAGAGAAUGUAAGCUUCAUCAGUAAGCGCCAAUUAAUACCAUUGCAAGAAAUUCACCAUAAUAUUUGUUACGCACAAGAAUUUUAAAAAUGUUAUGAACUCAUAGCUGUAGAAAUUAACCUAUAUAAAGAAAAAAAUUUUAAAAAAAUCAGAAUAUUGCUCAAUAUUCCACGUAUAUUUUUCUCCACACAAGUAUUUGUGAUCAAACAGCUGUAGAAGUAUUUUCUGGAAGAAUUAAAACUCUAAAUAGCCCACAGGUGGCCUAAGCGUA